Molecule: messenger RNA, 2587 nt
Organism: Cynara cardunculus var. scolymus (artichoke)
Lineage: Eukaryota; Viridiplantae; Streptophyta; Magnoliopsida; Asterales; Asteraceae
Product: phospholipase D alpha 4
Exons: 4
Coding region: 25-2310 (761 amino acids)
Biological process (GO): phosphatidylcholine metabolic process; phospholipid catabolic process
Cellular component (GO): plasma membrane
Molecular function (GO): D-type glycerophospholipase activity; calcium ion binding
Source: RefSeq, a predicted model, not a curated record
CAAUUGAUCACGAAGAUUAAGACGAUGGAGGGAAAACCGAAGAUCCUUCACGGGACACUUGAAGCUACCAUCUUCGACGCCACGCCUUAUUCACCGCCAUUUCUACUUAAUUGCAUAAAUCCAACUGGAAAACCUGCAUAUGUUACCAUCAAGAUAGAUCAAAAAACGAUAGCAUCGACCAGCCACGAAAGUAACAGAGUUUGGAACCAAACCUUACGUGUUCUUUGUGCUCAUCCGAUAAAUGCAACAAUAACGAUCACCCUGAAGACAAAAUGCUCCAUUCUCGGGAAAAUCAACAUUCAGGCCCGUCGGUUGUUAGAAGAGGCAAGCUUGAUCAAUGGUUGGUUUCCAGUGUGCAUGGAAAACGGGAAGCCACAUCCAGAACUGAAAAUUAGAUUCAUGUUAUGGUUCAAACCGGCAGAACUUGAAUCAAGCUGGCAAAAGAUGAUUGAUAACGAUGAGUUCAAUGGGUUAAGAGAUGCUACAUUUCCGCAAAGGACCAACUGUGGUGUUAUAUUGUAUCAAGACUCUCAUCAUCAUCCUACGUUCCAACCACCGUUUGAUAUUUGUGGCUCACCGAGAAAACUUUGGGAGGACGUUUUUGUGGCCAUUGAGGGUGCCAAGCAUUUGAUUUAUAUUGCGGGAUGGUCCUUCAAUCCUAAUUUGAUUCUGGUCAGAGAUUCAGAAACAGAAAUUCCACAUGCAAAAGGAGUAAAGCUUGGUGAACUAUUGAAAAGGAAAGCAGAGGAAGGUGUACCAGUAAGAAUCAUGAUCUGGGAUGAUGAAACUUCAUUACCAAUCAUCAAGAACAAAGGAGUAAUGGGAACCCACGAUGAAGACGCCUUUGCCUACUUCAAAAACACAAAGGUGGUAUGCAAAUUAUGCCCAAGAUUAAACCACAACUUCCCAACACUCUUCACCCACCAUCAGAAAACCAUCACGGUGGACACCCGUGGACACUCAUCUUCAAGUAAAAGAGAAAUAAAGAGUUUUCUUGGAGGCAUAGAUCUAUGUGAUGGUCGAUAUGAUACAGAAGAGCACUCACUCUUUAGGACACUAAAUACCGAAUCACAAGCACAAGAUUUCUAUCAAACAAGUAUAUCUGGAUCAAGCCUACACAGAGGGGGACCAAGAGAGCCAUGGCACGAUGCACACGCGUGUAUAAUGGGAGAGGCUGCAUGGGAUAUCAUGCGCAAUUUUGAGCAGCGUUGGCUAAAACAAGCUGAUCCCACUUUGCUAAUCCCGGUUAACACAAUAGUAGAUCUUGCAAAUGAGCCAAUUACUAGUACUACAACCACUCAAACGGAAAGAAAUUGGAAAGUUCAAGUCUUCAGAUCAAUUGACCAUUUGUCGAUUAGCCACCUGCAGAGUAACUUCACCGUUGAGCAAAGCAUCCACGAAGCAUAUGUAGAAGCAAUUCGGCGGGCUGAGAGAUUUAUAUAUAUAGAGAACCAAUACUUCAUUGGAGGAUGCCAUUUAUGGGAAAAAGAUCAACAUUCUGGCUGCAGAAAUUUGAUCCCAAUUGAGAUUGCACUUAAGGUAGCAAAGAAGAUCAAAUCAAAAGAAAGAUUUGCAGUAUAUAUUUUGAUACCUAUGUGGCCGGAAGGAGUACCAGAGAGCGAACCAGUACAGGAUAUACUGCAUUGGACACGGGAAACAAUGAAAAUGAUGUAUGGUUUGAUAGGAGAAGCAAUUCGAGAGAGCGGUGAAAAGUUCCAUCCGAAAGAUUAUUUGAAUUUCUUCUGCCUUGCCAACAGGGAAAAGGAAAAGGAAGGAGAGUAUGUUCCUCCUUACUCACCUCAUUCUGCAACACAAUACUGGAAUGCUCAAAAACAUAGGAGAUUCAUGGUUUACGUACAUUCGAAACUCAUGAUCGUCGACGAUAGUUACAUGUUGAUAGGAUCUGCAAACAUAAACCAGCGAUCCAUGGAUGGGCAACGCGACACAGAAAUCGCAAUAGGAUGCUACCAGUCAAGAGAUGAAAGUAGACAAACACAUAGAAGAGACAUCCACGCUUAUCGUAUGUCAUUGUGGUAUGAACAUACUGGCCAAGCUGAAAAACUUUUUCAAGAUCCUGGGAGUUUGGAAUGUGUAGAAAUGAUGCGUCUACUCGGGGAGCAGAUGUGGCAGAUUUAUUCAGGAGACGAGGUCAUAGACAUGGAUGGCGUCCACUUAGCCAGUUAUCCCGUGAGUGUAACACGUGAAGGUAACGUUGAAGACCAUGUGAGUGGUGGUGGCCACUUUCCUGACACAAAAGUACAAGUAAAGGGGAAACGAUCUAAAAUUCUACCACCAAUAUUCACGACAUAGACAAAAAAAGAUACUUCAGUUGCUGACAUUUGCUUUCAAGUGGGAUAUACCGAGUUUGUUUAGUUUGGUUAUCAUGUUGUUUCUAAACAGGCCUGCAACAGGAAAGCACAUAUAUUAACAAUUCAGAAAACCAUCAUUGUAACAAGCACAAAAAACUGUACAGCAAUACCAUUUAAAGUUGUAAGCCACCAAUAAGACUGAAUACUGACACCUUCUCAAAGGCUUUCUGAUUCAUUUGUUCACCUUGAGCUCUAAUUUCAUUUAUCACAAUCUGAGA